Molecule: messenger RNA, 1804 nt
Organism: Struthio camelus australis
Lineage: Eukaryota; Metazoa; Chordata; Aves; Struthioniformes; Struthionidae
Molecular function (GO): thiosulfate-cyanide sulfurtransferase activity
Source: RefSeq, a predicted model, not a curated record
AUUUUAAGCACACAUUUUAAGAGUGCAUUCUCUAUAGUUCUGUACUGCCCCUAAAGCAAUGGCAACAGAAUUUCUAGAGGAGAUCCGUAAACUAAACGUAACUGACCCUGCAGAAAUGGUGGACUUGGCUAUAAAAUGGGUGCAGAAGUCUUUUCCAAAUGUGGAAUCAGUUCCUACAGAGACAUUGCAAAGCUGGUUGGAGGAAAAGCCAGAAGACCUACUUAUUUUAGACAUCCGGAAGGAAGACGAAUUUGAGGUCAGCCAUUUGCCAGGAGCAAUACGCGUUGACCCUGGGAGUAAUAUACAAGAAAUUCUGCAGGAACAUCUUCAGAAAGAACCUGAACAACAGAAACGUGUAGUUUGCUAUUGCACUGUGGGAUACAGAGCUUCCAUGACAGCUCAGAGCCUGAAUGAGUUCUUGUCUAGUAAACAAGGCCAAAAACUCAAGCCUUUUAUGAAGAUUUAUAAUGCAAAAGGAGGGCUGGCAAAAUGGGCCAGAGAAAGAAAGCCGAUGGUAGACAAGCAAGAGCAUUCGACACAUCUUAUUCACCCCUACAAUGCUGAAUGGGCCAAACUGGUGGAACCUGAGCUGCAAGCUCAGAUCUGAAGGAAUCUUAGACCUGACAGGGGCCCCUGGUAAAUUACAGCUCUCAAACCAAAUAGUAACUCUAAUUACGUGGAGAGCCAAACUUUAAGAUGUUGGGCUUAUAGGUACUACUUUAAUGCUAGUGAUAACAGAGAAUCAAAAUGCAUACUGAUGUACUGAUUCAGACCCCCACACUGCCUUUCCUCGGGUAUAAACUGAAAGAGCGGUGAAGUUCACACAGAUCUGCCAGCUGAAGUCAGCUGAAGAUCAAAGCAGUGAAAUCUCAGGCCUAUAGUUUCAUUGCAUACUGUAGGACAAAUGCUAAACCAAACGCAGUGUUGAGCAUAUGGGGUGUAAGCAACAGAAGCAUUUCCAUUAUUCUAUAUUGGCCUGCCUGUCCUCUUAUUCCAAAACAGAACAGAGACUGCCAUUUCAUGAAACAUUUCUAUCUGCCACGAGGUCCAUCAUGCUGCUAACCAUAAGUAUUAGCAUUUUAAUAAAAAUGACUCAUGCUAAUAAAAUCAUCAGGGCUAAAUAGAAAAACAAAACAAGUUAUUUCCAGCUUUUAUACUCCCAUCUCAACUGUCUGACUUAAGAGAAUGACUGUCCCCUCACCCUGUACAGGGACAUCUAGCUGUACUAGAAAUAACGCUACAGCUACUUUUAAAGGUAAAGGAAAGAGAGCUCCAAGUGCAUGAUCACUAGUAAUGAAAAUGUUAUGAUUAGUGAGAUUCCUUUUGGCAAGUAAAACUCUUAAGUAUCCUCUACAAACUCACCCACAAGCUCAUCCACACAUGAUAAAAAUAACUAAUUUUUGGUCAUUGCAAAGGUGGUGCACACAUCAUUACAGUUUCAUGGAUGUCUACAUAAAUAUUUGGCAAGAGUAUAAAGCCUCCCUUUAGCUGCAUGCUAGCCAACUCAUAGUUAAGAUUAUACAGCAUUCAGGCAAACAAAGGUAUUGAAUUCCUUAGGAAGCAAAUCUAAAUAUACCUGUUGUAAGCAAUGACUGUAACCUUUGAACUUUAGGUCUAUAGUAGAAUAUGAUUGAAUUACGUCUAACAUACAAACUUAAGUAGUGUUAGGUAACCUAGAGUUUAUGAAUUAUUACAGAAUUAUACUGAUAGAGCACAUCUUGACAUGUUAUUUGCAUUACAUUCAACUUUAUUUUCUCGCUGUACUGCAGAAUUAAAAAUCUUAAUUAAAACAUGUUGAGAUUAA